This is a messenger RNA of Blepharisma stoltei, 4917 nucleotides long. NCBI's taxonomy places the organism in Eukaryota, Ciliophora, Heterotrichea, Heterotrichida, Blepharismidae. The record is from the annotation of a GenBank genome assembly.
AUGGCUUUGAGAAGCAUCAUCAGGCGAGCUUCAUCUUCUAUUAAUAUACUUUCGUUUUUUUUGCCUAUCAGGCAAAAAAUCAACACCUAGCGCCGCUUAGGAUCCGAGGCUCCGCAUCCGCAAGAAUGUUGGAGUGCGUUUUCAGCAUAAUUUAGCUUAUAAGUAAUGUGCAGCAGCAAAUUCAGGAUGACUUCACGAAAUAAAGGGUGCUAGGAGGCUCCUUGUUGAGUUGGGUAUGUGAAGGAGGCCCAGAUAUCAUCUUAAGCCGAUUCCUCUUCUGGAGCAGGACCUGAAAUUGCUUGAUCUUGGAUUCAGAAUGAACAGGGAUCUCCUAGAGAGAUAAUACAUUACCAAUAGGUGAUGACGUGACCAGAAAUUUUUUUACAUUUUUAGAAAAAAUUUUUAAAGGCUUAAGGGCCUAAAUCAAUGCCCAUUAAAGCAUUCUCUCUAUUAAUACAAAUUACCGAAUCUGGGCACAAGAAAAGCAAAAUGACACCUCCCAAUUCACAAAAUCUCAUCUGCUCAACAGUGGCUAUCUUCGUGAUGGUCAAAUCCCUGAGGCUCUCCAGUAUGAUCAUGCCUAUAAAUUAACAACUCUUAGCAAUGGAGUCCGAGUAGCCACAGAACCCUUCGACAACGCAAUAGCCACAGUUGGUGUCAUGAUUGAAGCAGGCUCUCGUAACGAGACUAUGGCAAACACUGGGAUCGCCCACUUCCUCGAGCAUCUUCACUUCAAAGGAACCAACAAAAGGACCAGAAUUCAGUUAGAAAGUGAAAUAGAAAACAUGGGAGGAAACCUAAAUGCUUAUACUUCAAGAGAGACCACGCUUUACCAUUAACAUUAACAUUAAGUAUAUUAUUAAGAGACCAGUCGUAAUACCUAGGGUUUCCCCCGGUCUACCUUCACCCUUGACGCUUCACCUGGCUUCUCACACCAAUCGAUCACGACCUUCAAGGUGUUGCUCCUACUGGACGAGGAUGUGCACUCGCUAUCCGUAAUUGGAUGAGUUACGCCACCCGGUUCCUUCACACGAGGUCUACUCCAUAACGACUAUUUUUUUUUGGCCUAUUUUUUUUUGGGCCUAUUUUUUUUUGGCCUAUUUUUUUUGGCCUAUUUUUUUUUGGCCUAUUUUUUUUUGGCCUAUUUACGUAUUUAUCUAUUUUACGAAGCCGUUCCUUCACACUAGCACUACUAAAAUUAAAACUUUUUAACUUCGACUUAGUGACAUCGAUAAUAAAAUGGCAGACCAGGUGGCAUUCAAGCAAUCAAUUCGUGAUGGUAGAAUUGCUUUCUGUCAAGGCUAUGCAUAUAGAGUAAAUAGGAAAGAUCCCAGUAUAAGGAGAACAUACUGGAAGUGCAUCAAAUACUUACUUCCCUUUCCAACGUUUUUACUCAUACUCGAAAUUGCAAAUAUGUACAAAAAAAGAAUUUAAUUCAGUUUGUAAAAUUAGGCUUAAGAAAGCACUUUAACUAAAUGCAAUAUGAUUAUUUAGAGAUUUUAUUUUAAUAACCAUAAUUUAUAUAUAGUCUUAUAAAAUAAAUUUUAUUCACUUAUUUUUAAAAAAAAAAGAUUUUCGAAUAAUUUUGCUUUCUAAUAGGAUGAGAGUUAGAAGGUUGCCGCUGCACAAUGGUCACAGAAAAUGAUUCCUUAAUAAAAAUCAAAGGAAAUCAUGAUUUUCACCCUCCCAAAUCAAGCUGAAAUGAGCGCUAAAUUGGAUUUAAAAGAAAGCUUGAAAAGGAAUUUGAACGAAAAUCCUUUUUGAGAAAUUCCAACAAUGGCCAGAGACUUACUCAGCAGUGUGCCUAAAAAGAUAAAGUUAUCUCAAGAAACUAAAGCAAACCUGCCAUCGCAAAGGAGUAUUGAAGCUGCUCUUUACAGAGAGCGCGAAUUAAGUGUUCUAGAGCUUCCUAAUAGUUUGGCAGAAUUGGUGCUUGAAGGCAAAUACAGAAUGACUAAUGACAACUUGGAGUUUUUACUUAUUGAAGAUGGAAUUGAAGAUAAAAUCCUUUGUCUUUGGAACUAUUUUAGAGCUUCAAAAGCUAUGUGGAUGCGAUGUCGUGUUUAUGAAUGGAACUUUUCACAGUGCACCUAGUAUUUUUGCUCAAAAUUACAUACUUCAUGGCAUUUGUCUAGGCCAAAUGGUACCAUUGCUAUGGGCUCUUCUUCCUGAUAAGGCAACAACUACCUAUGAGAGGCUUUUAAGUCUCAUCAAAAAAGAAGCAGAAAGAAUUGGCUUAGCUUUCAGCACCAAAGCCUUUCAAAUUGACUUUGAGAUGGCAGUUAUCAAUGCAAUAGCCAUUCUGUUUCCUUAUGCUCAAAUAAGAGGUUGCUUCUUUCAUUUCUCGCAGUGUUUGUGGCACAAAAAUUCAAGAGUUAGGCUUAGCAACAGAUUACAAGACUGAUGGCUCAGCACUUAGAAGUUACGCCAAAGCCAUUCAAUCUUUAGCUUUAUGUCCUCUGGACCAAAUAGAUGAAGCGUGAGAAAUCAUAGCAUUAUUUGAGCCAGAAGGGGAAAGAGUUCAAUAAUUUACUGCAUAUUUUAUGAGAACAUGGCUGCUAUCAAAUGCAAAAUUCAGACGCGAAUUUUGGAACCACUUUGACAAUGAUGGUAUGCGGACUACUAACAAUCUUGAAGGCUAUCAUCACGCACUAAAUAAGUUAGUAGGGGCUGCUCACCCAAAUAUUUUCAAAUUCAUUGAAACCAUAAAGAAUGAGCAGCAGAUAUUCAGUAAAGUUUUGGCUAAUAUUGCAGGGGAGCCAAACCACCCAGCAGUAGGAAAAAAUACAGGCUUUUGCAUGAAGCUGUUGAGAGGACAAAAAUUUUAUUGAGGAGAGGAGACAUUUCUUUAAGCGAUUAUAUUGAGCAAAUUAAGUGGAAAACUCCUAAUUAAUUCAAAAAAAUUCUCUAGUUUAAAAAAAAAGUAAUUAGUAUUCUAAAUGCUGAACGGCCUGUGAAGGGUGAAUAAAAAUUUACUUAUAUUAUUUUUUUUUGAAAAAAAAAAUGAUUAAAAUUUUAUAUUGGGCCCAAAAAAAUAUGCCAAAAAAAAAUAUGCCAAAAAAAAAAUAGGCAAAAAAAAAUAGGCCAAAAAAAAAUAGACCAAAAAAAAUAAGCCAAAAAAAAAUAGGCCAAAAAAACAAAUAGGCCAAAAAACAAUAGGCCAAAAAAAAAUAGGCCAAAAAAAAAAUAGGCUAAAAAAAAUAGGCUAAAAAAAAAAUAGGCUAAAAAAAAUAGGCCAAAAAAAAAUAGGCCAAAAAAAAAUAGUCGUUAUGGAGUAGACCUCGUGUGAAGACACGACGCCACCCAGGUACGUCAACAGAGGUGCCCAUUUCGAAAAUUUGAAAAUAAUUUUCUGGUAGGACUGUCGGCUAAAGUGAAAAUCCAAAGCUUGGGACGUGGCGCCCAGUUUCACGCUAAGGAGUUGCCCGAUGGGCCAAGUAUGCAUCCUUGGUGCUGCUGAGCUUCCCCUUUCCAACCUUGGAAAAUCCAUUUCCCCUGAGGCAAAAACCCUGGUAUCAGAAUGAGCUGGGUCGACCUUAUUCGACGCUGCGCUCCACUGCGCCAAGGAAAAACCUAGCCGGAUAUACUUACCGAGUGCCUAUUUCCCUUCCACAAAGUCCCCAGCGAACGCAGCUACAAGUUUGAGAAAAAGGGCUGGUUCGCUGUCACCAUUUUAAUGUAUAUACCACGCUUUACCAAAUGCAGGUUUUUAAAAACGACGUGUCCAGAGCUAUGGAAAUUAUUAGUGAUAUGCUACUAAGCUCAAAAUAUGAUAAAACCAGCAUUGAGAUAGAAAGAGAAGUCAUUUUGAGAGAAGCACAAGAGGUAGAUGCGGAUAUGAGAGAAAUGAUAUUGGAAAAUGUCCAUUAUACGGCAUAUAGGAACCAUAUUAUGGGACAGCCAAUCUUGGGACAUAAGACGAGCAUUAUGCAGAUAAAUAGAGAUCAGCUGAAGAAGUUUAUAUAUACACACUAUGUGGGGCCGAGAAUUGUAGUUUUGGGGGCAGGGCCGAUUAGUCAUGACCAGUUGGUAGAUAUAGCUGAAAAAAACUUUGGGAAAGUAGCUAACUCCAACGAGAACAAUAAAGACUAUUUGUUACUUAUGGAAAAAUAUUAUUAGAUUUUUUUUUGGAUUUAAUAUAAGUUAUGCAUUUUAAAGUGUUAGUUUUGAAGAUUAUUUUUUAAUAAAAAUGUUAUUUAAGUAAAUUUAUCAUAUAAAAAUAAAUUUCUCCAAAAAUGAGGAAUUCUUCAUUUUCAUCAAAGGAGUAAGACAACUGAAUAUCCUUUUGAUGGAGAAGAUCCUCCUGAGUUCUGUGGAUCUUCAAUCUAUGUUAGGAACGAUUUAGAUGAGCUAGCCCACAUGGGAGUCUUCUACGAGGCUCCUUCAUGGAAGCACGAAGACUACUGGCCAUUUUUGCUUCUCCAAAGAAUUAUGGAAUAUGACCCAAAUGCACCUAUAAACACAAACUAUCCUUAUGGGCUCUACAAUUAUAUGAACAGAUGGUUUGGGGACAUGAAAGAUAUUAAAAAACAAGAAUGCUUAUUUAUCCCUUACAGAGACACUGGGAUGUUUGGCCACUACGCCUCAGGUGAGUUCAUAACCUCAUUAAUCAAGCCAACAAUUGAUAGAAAACAAACAUACCUCGAAGAACUGUCAUUUGAAGAAAUCCAAAGAGCGAAAAAUAAAAUUUAUACUGAGUUGUUAGCUAUUGAAGCAGGAAGCGACAUGAUUCAAACCCUUGGGUGCCAGCUCAUUUAUAUGGACAAAAAAGUACCGAAAACUGAAAUAGCUUCAAGAAUUGCAGCUAUGGAUAAGAAGUAUUUGGAAGCGACUUAUAAGAAAUGAUUUUCUGAAGGAGAUACUGCAUUAGCUAUAUAUGGGCCGACAAGCACAAUACAGAGAAUUAAUGAAGUAUAG